This is a messenger RNA of Lasiosphaeria miniovina, 1380 nucleotides long. Its product is annotated as O-methyltransferase-domain-containing protein. The record is from RefSeq and is a predicted model, not a curated record. NCBI's taxonomy places the organism in Eukaryota, Fungi, Ascomycota, Sordariomycetes, Sordariales, Lasiosphaeriaceae. Bases 1 to 1380 code for a protein of 459 amino acids. Gene Ontology annotation, molecular function: O-methyltransferase activity. The transcript has 4 exons.
AUGGACGCCAGCCUGAGUUUUGACCUGGUGAAGGCCGCCGAAACGCUGCUGGAAAACGCCAAGAAGCUCGCUGCCACGGCCGGAGCACCGACAGCAAAGGCAAACAGAGGCAACGGCGCGGCGCCCAAGCCUCCCGGACUGCAUCCGGGAGGGUUCAAGGACGCGGACAAGAUCCGGAUGAGUGUCGUCAAGAUGGCAAAGAAGAUUGCGUUCGAGGUUGCGUCUCCGGCCGAUGUGGCCAAGACCGACUGGGUCACGGCCGCAGACAUAGCGGCCUGGAAUAUAUUCAUGCAGUGGAAGGCCUUUGACAAGAUCCCGGCCGACGGCAGCAGCAUAUCGUAUGCAGAGCUGGCGAAGGCGAUCGAUGCGCAGGAGAGUCUCGUCGCACGGAUUGGCGGCUUCCUCGUGUCUGUCGGGAAGCUGUGCGAGGAGUCGCCCGGAAGCGGACGGAUACGGCACUCGCGCGUCUCGCCGCUGUACCGGUCCGACCACCCGUUUGCGCCGCUGGCGACGGUGGCGGUGGGCAACGGCCUCAAGGCGUAUGUGCACUGGCCAGAGUAUUUCGAAAGGUACGGGCGACGGGAGCCGCGCGGGCAGACGCACACGCCCUUUGGUUUCGCCUGGGGUCACCCCGAGUUGCCGCCGUGGGAGGUCAAGGCCUUGUAUCCGGAAUACGCCGUCCAGUUCACCAAGGCCAUGAAGUCGCGCCAGAUCGUAGGCGGCAACAUGGAGGUGGCUGGCCCCGGGGCGCUGUACGAUAUGGCCUGGCUCGGCGACGAGGCAAACGCGCAGAGAGCUGAUGAUGGCUCGUUGGUGGUGGACGUGGGUGGCGGGCUCGGCCAGCUAUUGCGAGAUGUUGUUUCGGCUAUCCCGGCCAUUCACCCCGACCAAUGUGUGCUGCAGGACCGUAAGGAAGUUGUUGAAGAGGCGUUGGCGGUGGGCGACGCCUUUAUCAGAGGCGUGAAACUCAUGGACCAUGAUUUCCACACGAAACAGCCUGUGAAAGGGGCGCUGGUGUAUCUGCUCCGCCGGAUCCUGCUCGACUACUCGGACGAACUGGCCACGGGGAUCCUUCGUCAGCUGGCCGAUGCGCUGCCUGCCGACAAUCCUAAAGCACGCGUCAUCAUCAUGGAGGAGAGGCUGCUAGACACGCCGGUCCCGCAGAACAGGGUCGUGGACCUGGUGAUGCUGAAUCUCGGCGGGAAGCUGCGCAACGAGAGCAUGUUCGCCGACAUUUCCCGCCGCGCCGGGCUCAGAGUAGUGAAGUUCCACGCGAGAGACGGCGAUCCGACCUGCGUCGUCGAGUGUGCGAGAUCCGAGGAGGGAAGGGGAGGCAUCGGUGGGGUACGGGCUUGCCCAACGGCAGAAAGUGGAAACUGA